Colletotrichum destructivum is the source of this 873-nucleotide messenger RNA. RefSeq lists its product as uncharacterized. Bases 1 to 873 code for a protein of 290 amino acids. The transcript has 5 exons. The record is from RefSeq and is a predicted model, not a curated record. Lineage: Eukaryota; Fungi; Ascomycota; Sordariomycetes; Glomerellales; Glomerellaceae.
AUGGUGAUCAAGAUUCUUCUGUUGGCGUACACGUCUCUGCACAUGUACCUGGAACAUAACGGAGCUGGACGAGACCUCUGGACUCUCUCCGAUCGUCAGAUCACCGUCUAUUUCAAGGCCUUCUACGCGCUGCAGACGCUCUAUCACUCCUGCAUCGACAUGAUCAAGGUGUCCAUCCUCUUCAUGUACCUGCGCAUAUUCCACCUCCCCGACGAGAAGAUUCGGGUGGCGCUCUGGAUCACCAUGGGCAUCAACAUCCUCAGUGGGCUCAGCUUCAUCUUCGCCGGCCUGUUCCAGUGCCAGCCCAUCAGCCUCGCCUGGACCUUCUGGACGGGCGAGGCGACGGGCAAGUGCAUCGACAUCGUCCUCCUCGCCCUCUCGCACGCCGGCAUCAACAUCGCCCUGGACCUGUGGAUGCUCAUCUUGCCGGCGACGCAGGUCUGGGGCAUGAACCUGGCGCUACGAAAGAAGGUCUCCAUCAUGGCCAUGUUCAGUCUCGGUCUUUUUCUCACCAUUGUCAGCAUCAUUCGUAUCCCGGCUAUUCUGUAUUUCCGCCAGCACCCGUUGAACCCAACUGUCGCCAUGAUGCCCAGCGUUAUCUGGUCCGACAUCGAGCUGAACGUGGGCGUCUUCACGGCCUCCAUACCGAACAUCCGCCAGUUCUUCGUCAGGUUCAUCCUCCGGCAGUCGGAGAAGAAGAAACGCCUUACCGCGGCCCGGUCGGGAAACACGGAGGGCUCCUCGAAGAAUAUGGCCCGGGCGUCGACGCUCACGCAGCAGCUGAGCGAGUUGGACACGAUGGACGAGAGCAACGACGGCUCGCCCUUUAAGCCGGCCCAAGGCCAACACAUUAAGGCAACAGAAGAGAAUUGA